GAUACAGGCACAACCACUACUGACACAGAUACAGACACAGACACAACCACUACUGAUACAGACACAACCACUACUGACACAGAUACAGACACAGACACAACCACUACUGAUACAGAUACAGACACAGACACAACCACUACUGAUACAGACACAACCAUUACUGACACAGGCCCAGCCCCAGACACCGACACAAAUACUAAAACAGACAAAGCCACUGACACAGGCUGUUCAGCUGGAGCCUCUGUCUAAUCUAGAUACAGAUUUUCCUCCUCCUCCUCCUGCCCUGGAUGAGGACUGGGAUGAGAACGUAUCAAGCAAUGACCUAUCCCUAUCACAGAUCCAGACCGUACUCCAGGAGCCUGAGCAGGAGUGGUCGGACCUCAUCUUCAGCAAGCAACCACCAAUCACAGCUUAUUGCCCAAAGAGUCCCACUCCAAUGAACCGAGACCAUUACAAUUACAUGGAAACGACCAUGGUUAGUAGAAGUCCCAUUGUAAAGAGCAAGGACCCCUGUCCCUCCUCAGCCUAUCAGAACCAUGAGAGCAAGGACCCCUGUCCGUCCUCAGCCUAUCAGAACCAUGAGAGCAAGGACCCCUGUCCCUACUCAGCCUAUCAGAACCAUGAGAGCAAGGACCCCUGUUCCUCCUCAGCCUAUCAGAACCAUGAGUGCCUCAUUCAGGACCUCAAUGGACACCAGUACCAUCAUAGGUUGAAGACCCAUAGAGAGAGUGUUGACCUCCAGGAGACCAGCCAGGCUUCUCAGAUGGUUGUGAAUCUGAAGGUCAGUGGGUUAGGGAGUAUGAUGCAAGACUCUAUGGACUCUGGCAUCUCUGGUGUCUCCAACUCUAGGAGCUUGAAGCUCAAUGCACCUGAUGUUCUCCAAGAGCCCCAGCCCAUGAGGACUGUGGUGGGGAGGCUAGUGUCUCUGGAGGAGGGGCGUAUGGAGGCUGUGUCCACACCCAGGGGAAAUCCCACAGCAACCCCAGCUCCUGCCCACCCAGAGACAAAAACAACAUCCAGAAACAGACACCACCAGACAGAGACAGAACUCGACUCUGAUCCGGUCGACCCCGACCUCACCAUCCAUCCAGACCACCAGCAGUUUGAGGAGGUAGAGGAGGAGCUGGAGGACAUCUGGAACCAUAGCAAUGGCUACAGACAGAGUAUCUCCUCUGACAUCAUGUACCAGCCACACCAAGAGGAGGAGGGGGGAAGUAGCAACACCCCAGGACUGACCACAGACCCGCUCUCACCCCCCCAGGCCCAGCCCCAGGCUACCCCCUACAGAAAGCUGAUAACAACCUCUGCCCCUAACCUUCUGGUGGCUGGAUUCACACUCCCCUCCUCCCUCCAAACCCUACUGGGCUACAACCAGGACCAGGACCAGAACCAGGGCUUUAGCCAAGACCCAAACUCCAGAGAAGAGCUCCCUAUGCUGGCUAACAGAGACAUGAGGUCCUGGGCAGCUUUCCCUAUUCAGGACCAACCCUGGAGGACCACAGCACUGGUCAAUGAAACGGCAGCAGAACCAGUCAAGCUACCGGAAAUGGAGGACCAGAAGAGAUACAUCUACCAGUAUAGAGAGGAGGAGGAAGAGGAUGAGGAGGAGAAGAUGGAGGACACAGGUUGUCCAAAGGACCCAUCAAUGAGUCUGCUGUCUGUUUACAUGGGUCUGGACGGAAACAAUCAGCGAGCUACAAGUUGUGGCACUCUGGAAUGUGUAAUGGAAAAGCAUGGAGAGAGUCUGGCCACAGGGGGGCGAUGUGGCACUAUGAAUGGGAGUGGGUCUGAGCUGCAGACGAUGGAGGGAACUCUGGAGAGGAAACACAAGCUGCAGCUGGGAGGGAAGAAGGCCAGGUCUCGAGCAUGGAGCUCCCAUCAUGCAGUGCUUUACAAACAGACACUCUGCUUCUACCAAGACAGAAAGGAUACACUGAGGAACUGUGUGUGUGGCCUGUCUCUAACCCUGACGGGAGCAGAAUGUGUCUCAGCCCCAGAGAACACUAAGAAACCCCAGUGUUUCAGUCUGCGCUUAAGAGAUGGCUCAGAGUACCUCCUCAACACAGCAAACCGAUUCAUGAUGAAGAAAUGGAUGCUGAAAAUACAAGCCAACAGUGUGCCCAGUGAGCAUGUCUCCUCCAUGAUGUCACCCAGCAACCUCUUGGUUCAGGACACCCCCGCCCCCUUCACCACCUCUUUCCUCUCACAAAGUACCAGCACAGGGACGGACAGAGCCAAGGAUAUAGUUGUCCUGACCAGAGAGACUCACCGUCAGAUCCCUCAGUUGCACCCAGAGAAACAGCAGGACCCAACAUCCUCAUCACAUACAGGCCGUCGUGAAGAUAACUAUGACUCCCUGAGACUGUGUGGUAGAUACAGGGAGAACAGUCCUCCCUCCUUGCACUCCUCCAUUUCUCCUUUCUCCCUCCACAACUCCUCCUCCAUCCCUCCAUUCUCCCUCCACUCCUCUGUCUCUCCUCCUUCCUCCUCUGUCUAUAGAGGUGGUCAGGACUGGCUCAGUCAAGUGAACAAGAGUCACUCAUUUACCUCAGCAAGGUACCAGAAUAUUAAACCAGCGUUGCUGCCCCCAGGAGGCAGAGGCCGGGACUACGGAUCAGUGGGUCUGGACUGUGGGUCAAACUACUCCGUGACUAUGAUUAUAGGAGACAAGCAGUCUGCCGCUUCUCCCACUCUCAGUUGUGAUGGUAGUGGUCCAUCUAUCACCAGUCACACUGACCCACAGCGCCCCCUCCUGGAUGGAUGGCAGCACAACUCAUAUCACCAGGACUCUACUACAAGAAGGCAGCUUCACCAGCACCAAGCAAUGUACCACCACGACCAGGAACCAUCUCUGAGGUCCUGCACCAGUCUGCCUCCGCCACGCAAGAAGUCUGUCUUCAACAAGUUCUUUGGGAAGAAAGACUGAAGCUGUUAUAAAUCAAUCACAUAUUUCUUACCUUUCUUUUGGUAUUUUCUUAAAACUGCAUCAUCGUUGGUUAAGGGCUUGUAAGAAAGCAUUUCACUGUUGUAUUCGGCACAUGUGACAAAUAAAAUUUGAUUUGAUAUUUUA
Messenger RNA from Oncorhynchus gorbuscha (pink salmon), 3070 nucleotides. RefSeq lists its product as uncharacterized. Gene Ontology annotation, molecular function: phospholipid binding; actin filament binding. Gene Ontology annotation, cellular component: cell projection; cell junction; Z disc. The transcript is spliced from 8 exons. Gene Ontology annotation, biological process: muscle cell development; actin cytoskeleton organization. The record is from RefSeq and is a predicted model, not a curated record. Lineage: Eukaryota; Metazoa; Chordata; Actinopteri; Salmoniformes; Salmonidae. Bases 437 to 2926 code for a protein of 829 amino acids.